AUGGCCGACGGCCCGACCCUUGUGCAACUCCUUGAGACGGCUUUUGAGCAGAAUGACCCAAGGCUCUCAGAGUGGUGGCGGAUACUCCUCUACAUGGAGAACAAUCUUCUUAAUCCCGCGUCAGGCACCAUCUGGCCUUUUGAACACUUCGGUCAGCAAACGUACGCCCAUCAGCAUUUCGCGAGAAAGGCGUAUGAAUACUUCAAGUUCCACAAGGAAUCUCGGACGAGCAGAGCUGGUCUGGAGACCAUUGGACACACGAAGCCGGGCCUUCUAGAUGCCCUUCUGUCCCCCAAUGGAGGUCUCGCUGGGCAUGAGCUCAGCACCAAUCGCCGCAAGCAACGGAGAAUGCGGCCCAACCAGGCCUUCGUUGCCCAUAUCAAUUCUGAUGCGGAAUUUUGGGCGACCACAGGUGCCCUCAAAUCUAUCAACAACAAUCCUGCGGUCGCCCCCGCAACAACGAGAGACAUCCCAGUGACAUAUGAGGCAAAAGUGGCGUGUGUCCGCUUAAUGGUGGAUGCUCUUAGGGACAUGGCCCGGAAGCUGCGUGGAGACUUGAAUGAGGCCUUAAUCAAGUGCACGUCCGAUUGGGCACUAGAGGCCGUGGCUUGGGAGUUGCUGGAGGCUGCGAUAGCUGCGCAGAGAGGAAAGCAGAACGUCUAUCCGUGGGCGACUACAUUUUUCCACAAAGAAUACCUGACGUUCAACGCACGUUGGAAUGACUUGGUGGCCCUCGUCAUGGUAUCAAAAGCCGCCGCCGCCAACUUACUGCUCCCCUCCUACGCCCAGCGGUUCGCCAAUGACCCUGAUGGCGAGUUUAAGAGCAAAACGAGCAACAAAGACACGAAUCUGAGAAAGGACAACCUCUCCGCAGACUUGAAGGCUCGCAUUGCCGCGAUGGAGGCUCAAGUCAACCAAGCUGGGUAUCAUUCUGAUACCAGCCCCGGUACCCCCGAUCAAGCGCCCAAAGUAAGACGGGCUACUGGUGUUAGACAAUCAGUGGCACGCUCUCAUCCCGAUACGCCCGCUGUAGUGAAUGGCUCACUUCAGCAGACAGCCCGACCUGUUCUUUCUCUCAACCCUAUGCCUUCCAACGCUCCGAUUAGCUUCAGUCAGCCCGUCGCCUUUACUGGCUCGGACCCUUCAAAUUCACAUGGAGGCCCGGCCACAUCCGCUACCCAUUCAAGGAAAAGGCAACGCUAUAGCGGCCCCCGUACCGGCCCGCCUGCUUUUCCCGUGGCACACCCAAACCCCUUUGCUACUCCAAGCGGAGUUUUCGGAUACAGUCAGCCUAGUAGCUAUCCUACAUCCGGUGGUACUGCGGCUGCUAGGCAGUCUCCUGCACCCAUUCAGCGCACCACAACCCAGAUUACCUCCUCUGACGCUUGCGCCUCUCCUCCCAUGGCAUCUCACCGCCCAAGUCAGGCAGCCCUGGUGAUCGAUGAGCAGCACAGAGAGGCGGUGCAAUUCUCCUUCGUGCCGCAACAAUCCAGCGGUACUGAGGCCAGGGACAAUCAGGUCGAGUUUAGCUGGAAUGAUGUUCAAGUGGACGACUACGACCUGGAGAGGGACCUCGCCUCACUCGUCGACGAUGCCGCUACUAAUGUUCAGGAACUAGUUGGUACUAUCCAGGGAAUGAAUCAGGAGUUCAGCGAAAGGACAGGACGCUUCCAGAACGGCGGUGAUACGCUCCACGCCGAUGCGGUUGACGACGAAUUUACCGCAAUUAACUCCGCGCCAGCCAACCGCUUUUUCGAUGACAGCAAUCAUGAAAUGCCUUCAGCGAGCAGCGGGGGACCGGCAGGAAACACUGCAUCCCGAAUCGAUGCGAUUGAGUGGCAGAUUGAUAAUCUGGACAGCUUCGACAUGAAUGAGCCAGGCUUUAGUGAGCAAGCCCUUGGGGAGCUCUUUGCUUCAAACCAGGGGUAUGCAGAUUACGGCGCAUCUUUUGAUGACCUGGCAGUCACACCCAGCAAUUCAAGCUCGAUGUUUCACAGCAUUAGUAACGAUGGCUAUGAGCAAGACUCGGGAGUCACCUUCGGAGAUGUUGAUAACGAAGAUGACCUGUUUGCAGACCAUCUGUUCGCCAGUUAUACCACGGACAAUCCUGUCGGCACUGGUGAGAAGAGGAAGAGGGGAGAUAGGGAGGACGGCGAGGAUGAGGCGGCUCAUGCUCAGAGGUCUCGUCAGGUUUAG
Messenger RNA from Neurospora tetraspora, 2196 nucleotides. RefSeq lists its product as uncharacterized. The record is from RefSeq and is a predicted model, not a curated record. NCBI's taxonomy places the organism in Eukaryota, Fungi, Ascomycota, Sordariomycetes, Sordariales, Sordariaceae. The transcript has 8 exons. The coding region runs from base 1 to 2196 and encodes 731 amino acids.